Pan troglodytes (chimpanzee) is the source of this 4369-nucleotide messenger RNA. RefSeq names its product cap methyltransferase 2 (gene CMTR2). The record is from RefSeq and is a predicted model, not a curated record. Gene Ontology annotation, cellular component: nucleus; cytoplasm. NCBI's taxonomy places the organism in Eukaryota, Metazoa, Chordata, Mammalia, Primates, Hominidae. The transcript has 3 exons. Gene Ontology annotation, biological process: methylation; 7-methylguanosine mRNA capping. Gene Ontology annotation, molecular function: methyltransferase cap1 activity. The coding region runs from base 757 to 3069 and encodes 770 amino acids.
AGUUUGGCUUUUAACCUAUCGUCUUUUGAGCUGCAGUUUUAACCCAGUCUGUACAGGAAGUAACAACUGUCCAGAAGCGUCUGAAAGCCCUUGGGGCCAGCAGCCAGUGAGCGGAACCAGCACGUCCUGACAGACAGGUUUGCCCCGUCCCUUCCCUCCCUCCCCCUCCCACUCCCCCUCCCCUUCGCCCCCCCGUCCCUCUCCCUUUCACCCCUCUUCGGGACGGAGCCAAAGAACGCUCCGCCUGCGCGCGCCGCUUCCGUUGCCAUAGUGGCCGGGGGCGGGAGGCUGGCGCCUCCCAGCUUCUGUACUCCGCGAAGCAAAACCUAGGGAGCGGAGGCCUAGGCGAGGCGAGAGUCGCCGGCGUGCGUAACGUUGGCGCACGUGACUCCGGCCCGGCCUACAGGGCGCGUGCGCAGUGCGACUUGCGUGCCUCCUGGUCCCUGUCUGCCGGCAUUCGCGGCUGCGGGGCCCGGAGGUGGGACUGGCUUCCCGGUGCCGCGAGGACGGGUCCGGACAGCCUUCCCCCGAGUCCGGCGCACCAUCUCCCUGCCUUGUGGCUGGAGGCGCCGCGGACCCAAGGGAGGGACCAUCCCGGGAAGCAGCCCCGAGAGCGGAAGUGCAGAAUGGCUUCCUCGAGAGAGUAAAGUGCAGCCUCUCCAGACACUGGGGCCCAGUUGCUGGUAGGAGGAGUUGGCGGAAGCACUUGGAACUCAUUUAUAAGUGUCAGCUGUGAGAUUUUAAUUUGUUUUGAAAAUGAGUAAGUGCAGAAAGACACAAGUUCAGCAGCUAGCAAGUGCCGCGUCAUUCAGCCCAGAUAUUCUUGCUGACAUUUUUGAACUCUUUGCCAAGAACUUUUCUUAUGGCAAGCCACUUAAUAAUGAGUGGCAGUUACCAGAUCCCAGUGAGAUUUUCACCUGUGACCACACUGAAUUUAAUGCAUUUCUUGAUUUGAAGAACUCCCUAAAUGAAGUAAAAAACCUACUAAGUGAUAAGAAACUGGAUGAGUGGCAUGAGCACACUGCUUUCACUAAUAAAGCAGGGAAAAUCAUUUCUCAUGUUAGAAAAUCUGUGAAUGCUGAACUUUGUACUCAAGCAUGGUGUAAGUUCCAUGAGAUUUUGUGCAGCUUUCCACUUAUUCCACAGGAAGCUUUUCAGAAUGGAAAACUGAAUUCGCUACACCUUUGUGAAGCUCCAGGAGCUUUUAUAGCUAGUCUCAACCACUACUUAAAAUCCCAUCGGUUUCCUUGUCAUUGGAGUUGGGUAGCGAAUACUCUGAAUCCAUACCAUGAAGCAAAUGACGACCUCAUGAUGAUUAUGGAUGACCGGCUUAUUGCAAAUACCUUGCACUGGUGGUACUUUGGUCCAGAUAACACUGGUGAUAUCAUGACCCUGAAAUUCUUGACUGGACUUCAGAAUUUCAUAAGCAGCAUGGCUACUGUUCACUUGGUCACUGCAGAUGGGAGUUUUGAUUGCCAAGGAAACCCAGGUGAACAAGAAGCUUUAGUUUCUUCUUUGCAUUACUGUGAAGUUGUCACUGCUCUGACCACUCUCGGAAAUGGUGGCUCUUUUGUUCUAAAGAUGUUUACUAUGUUCGAACAUUGUUCCAUAAACUUGAUGUACCUGCUAAACUGUUGUUUUGACCAAGUCCAUGUUUUCAAACCUGCUACUAGCAAGGCAGGAAACUCCGAAGUCUAUGUGGUUUGCCUCCACUAUAAGGGGAGAGAGGCCAUCCAUUCUCUGUUAUCUAAGAUGACCUUGAAUUUUGGGACUGAAAUGAAAAGGAAAGCCCUUUUUCCCCAUCAUGUGAUUCCUGAUUCUUUUCUUAAGAGACAUGAAGAAUGUUGUGUGUUCUUUCAUAAAUAUCAGCUAGAGACUAUUUCUGAAAACAUUCGUCUAUUUGAGUGCAUGGGAAAGGCGGAACAAGAAAAGCUGAAUAAUUUAAGGGAUUGUGCUAUACAAUAUUUUAUGCAAAAAUUUCAACUGAAACAUCUUUCCAGAAAUAAUUGGCUAGUAAAAAAAUCUAGUAUUGGUUGUAGUACAAAUACAAAAUGGUUUGGGCAGAGGAACAAAUAUUUUAAAACUUAUAAUGAAAGGAAGAUGCUAGAAGCCCUUUCAUGGAAAGAUAAAGUAGCCAAAGGAUACUUUAAUAGUUGGGCUGAAGAACAUGGUGUAUAUCAUCCUGGGCAGAGUUCUAUUUUAGAAGGAACAGCUUCCAAUCUUGAGUGUCACUUAUGGCAUAUUUUGGAGGGAAAGAAACUGCCAAAGGUAAAAUGUUCUCCUUUUUGCAAUGGUGAAAUUUUAAAAACUCUUAAUGAAGCAAUUGAAAAGUCAUUAGGAGGAGCUUUUAAUUUGGAUUCCAAGUUUAGGCCAAAACAGCAGUAUUCUUGUUCUUGUCAUGUUUUUUCUGAAGAACUGAUAUUUUCCGAGUUGUGUAGCCUUACUGAGUGCCUUCAGGAUGAGCAGGUUGUAGAACCCAGCAAUCAAAUAAAGUGCCUGCUGGUGGGCUUUUCGACUCUCCAUAAUAUCAAAAUGCAUAUACCGUUGGAAGUUCGACUCCUAGAAUCAGCUGAACUCACAACUUUUAGCUGUUCAUUGCUUCAUGAUGGAGAUCCAACUUACCAGCGUUUAUUUUUGGACUGCCUUCUACAUUCAUUGCGGGAGCUUCAUACAGGAGAUGUUAUGAUUUUGCCUGUACUUUCUUGCUUCACAAGAUUUAUGGCUGGUUUGAUCUUUGUACUCCACAGUUGUUUUAGAUUCAUCACUUUUGUUUGUCCCACAUCCUCUGAUCCCCUGAGGACCUGCGCAGUCCUGCUAUGUGUUGGUUAUCAGGACCUUCCAAAUCCAGUUUUCCAAUAUUUGCAGAGUGUGAAUGAAUUGUUGAGCACUUUGCUCAACUCUGACUCACCCCAGCAGGUUUUACAGUUUGUGCCAAUGGAGGUACUCCUUAAGGGGGCCCUGCUUGAUUUUUUGUGGGAUUUGAAUGCUGCUAUUGCGAAAAGGCAUUUGCAUUUCAUUAUUCAAAGAGAGAGAGAAGAAAUUAUCAACAGCCUUCAGUUACAAAACUGAACAUAUUCUUUCUGAGAUUCAACUUUAUGACUUCUUAUAAUUUGCCCAGUAUUUGCAUCUUGUUGCUCUAUUAAUUUAAAAACCUUUUAUUUUGGGGAAAGGCCAACAUUUGCAUCAUUCAAAGUCUCAUUAAUUCUGGAAAACCAUCCAUUCUGAUCUCUAGGGUAUAUACACCCACAGGCAUAGAGCUCUUCCACGUGGUGGAAUCUAUGCAAUGAUAGAUAUUCACACUCUAUGAGGUGUGUGUAUGUGUAUGGGUGGCCACAGCCAUGCUUACCUAUGCCAUUUAGUUGUUCUUACUUAAUCUGCUUAAGAUUUGCAUCGGUGUACCUUUGUUCAGAUUAGUUUUUUUUUCCAGCCGAUUUCCUCUUAGUGGCUAAUGCUGUUAGUGAAUUUUCCAACUAAUUUCCUCUCAUUGGUUAAUGUUGUUAAUGAAUUGAGAGAGGUAAUUGAGGAAAGGAAAUGGGUAAAUCACUGUUCAGCAACACUGAUUUCCGUUAACACAUCAGUUAUGAAUUUCAGGGAAUUCAUCUCACCAGAUUCUUGAUAACAUGCCAUUCAUUGCCCUUAGGUGAUUGACCCUGUUUUCUUAUAUGGCUCAAAUAAAACUAGUAUGCUGUUGUAUGAAUCUUUUACUGACCACACCAUCCAACUAUAAAAAUAUAACGGGACAGCUUUAAACCAAAGAUCAUGUUUAGAACAAUGAAAAAUUAUUUGUUGUAUCUAAUACACGCCUGUAUUGUGAAAAGCUUCAUUUAGCAAUGAUGUAAUAAUUUUUAACUUCCAGGAAAUAAUCUGUGAAUGGAAAGAUUUUUUAAGAUUUUGAGAUAGUGUUUAGUCUCAUGUUGGGAACACAUGAAUGUGAUGAACAUAGUGAAUACUAAAGAAAACGCUUCAGACUUCAGAAUGAUGGUUCAGAAUUUAAAAUUUUUAAUCUUUUCUAAUUUCUUUUUUUCAGUGUGAAAAUAGCACUUUACCAAAAGAUUAGCCAUGAAAUGGUUAUUUUGCCAGUUACAUUUGAUUUCUUUUGUAUCUGCAAUGUAAUGAGUUAUUUUAUUUCUUCUGUAUUUGCAGUGUAAUGAGUUUUUGUGGCAAAGUGUAUUAAGCAAUUUUUCAUUAUCUUGAAGUUCCACAAAGUGGAGAAUAUUUAUAUUCUCACAUGCAUUUUAGGCACUUUUGAUAUGUGAAAAUAGAUGUAUUUUCUGAUGCAUUUGGUUAAUAAAUAUUAAUCUGAAAAUUUUCAUGUUCUUUGCUAUUUUGAAUUCCAUUAUAGAUUCAUGAAUAAAGUCAUUACUAGAGA